Molecule: messenger RNA, 688 nt
Organism: Cyprinodon tularosa
Lineage: Eukaryota; Metazoa; Chordata; Actinopteri; Cyprinodontiformes; Cyprinodontidae
Product: serine/threonine-protein phosphatase 2B catalytic subunit gamma isoform-like
Exons: 3
Coding region: 18-377 (119 amino acids)
Biological process (GO): calcineurin-mediated signaling
Cellular component (GO): cytoplasm; calcineurin complex
Molecular function (GO): calmodulin-dependent protein phosphatase activity; calmodulin binding
Source: RefSeq, a predicted model, not a curated record
CAGGCGGCUCAUCUGCGAUGCGGAAGGAGGUCAUCCGGAACAAGAUCCGUGCCGUGGGGAAAAUGGCCCGCGUCUUCUCUGUUCUCAGGGAGGAAAGUGAAAGUGUGCUGACACUGAAAGGCCUCACCCCGACCGGAACCCUUCCUGUGGGAGUGCUGUCGGGGGGGAAGCAGACCCUGCAGAAUGCUACCAUUGAAGCAGCUAAAGCAAAAGGUACGCAGUGUGACUCAAAUUCCUUGUCUGUGUUUGUGUUUGUGAUUUUCUUGCCCUUUAAAGAGAGAAAAAUCCCCAAUAUGCUGACUUUUAUUCCUUGUUUGUAUCUUCACUGUUGUGCAUCUACUGACCAUCAUCUGGCUGAUGGAGGAUUUUAUAUUUAGAUCACAGCUUCUUGCACUGAUGUCUGUAAAAUCUACUUUUUAGAGAUGCACCAAUCAGGCUUUUCCUGGCUGAGAUGGUUUCUACUUUUCUUUAUGGUUUGAUGCAUUGAUCCAGAGAGCAGAGCCGCCUCAGGCACUCACCGUCAUCUCUUUGGAAUCACCUCCUUUCAGGCUUUUAGCUGAGAAUAUUUCACAGGGUGCACACCUUGCUGUAGCACAUCUUUAGGUUUUGCAUGGCGUAAAUGUUCAAAUUUUCCGGAAACAAUAUUAUGUUUCAUAGAUUCAUUCAACCAAUCAGAAAGUGUAAAAUC